UGGGGUUCCUCUGUCUAUUUGUGUUACAAGAAGUCUGUGGCCAAACCCAACACCAUAGCCUACAAGGCAGGUCUGUUUAGCAGGUAUCCUGAGGAGGACUAUGAGUCCUUCCCCCUGCCUGAGUCCGUGCCUCUGUUCUGUCUGCCCAUGGGGGCCACCAUCGAGGCCUGGCCGGCUCAGACCAAAUACCCCCUGCCUGUCUUCUCCACCUUCGUACUGACCGGAUCCUCUGGAGAGAAGGUGUACGGUGCAGCCAUCCAGUUCUACGAGCCCUACUCCCAGGACUGUCUGACCGACCAGCAGCGCUCUCAGCUGGGUCUGCCGGGGCUGGACCACGGGCCCUCUUCCCCAGCCUCUUCCCCAGCCACCUCCCCCUCCACCCCAGCUCCGGGCCCCAGAGCGCUACACACCAGCAAGUGUAUCUGUUUGCUGUCUCACUGGCCCUUCUUCGACGCCUUCCGCAAGUUCCUCACCUUCCUCUAUCGAUACUCCAUCUCCGGACCUCACACCCUGCCCAUCGAGAAGCACAUCUCCCACUUCAUGCACAAGGUCCCCUUCCCCUCCUCUCAGAGGCCCAGGAUACUGGUGCAGCUCUCUCCUCACGACAGCCUGAUGUUGAGCCAGCCUGUGUCAUCCCCUCUACCACUCAGUGGUGGUCGGUUCUCCAUACUGCUGCAGAACCUCGGCCCGGAGAAUGCUAUAACGCUCCUGGUGUUUGCUGUGACAGAACAUAAGAUCCUGGUCCACUCUCUACGGCCCGCUGUUCUGACCAGUGUCACUGAGGCUCUGGUGGCUAUGAUCUUCCCAUUCCACUGGCCGUGUCCGUACAUCCCUCUGUGCCCGCUGGCUCUGGCAGGAGUCCUCUCCGCCCCCUGCCCCUUCAGUGGGGUCGACUCACGCUACUUUGACCUUUGACCCCCGCUGGACGUCAGCUGUGUCGACCUCGACACAAACACCAUCUCCCACAACGGAGAUAAGAGGGCCCUGACCUGGAAGAUCCUGCCAAAGAAAGCCUGUAAAAACCUGAUGAAUGUGCUGAACAAUCUCUACCAGCAACUGGUGGACGGUCAGCAGCGUCCUGAUGGCCUAUUGGAGCUGAGUAUGAGUGACUGUACAGAGCUGGCCUGUGGGAAGAGCCUCCACAGCCUGGAGAUGGAGAUACAGGAAGCCUUCCUCAGGUUCAUGGCGGCCAUUUUGAAAGGCUACCGCUCAUACCUGAGACCCAUCACCCAGGCCCCGUCUGAGAAGACUACUGACGCCUCCUCUCUCUUUGACCUGCAAGGGUUCCUGAAGAGCAGAGACCGGUCCCACCAGAAGUUCUACUCCCUGAUGACCAAGACUCAGAUGUUCAUCAGAUUUAUAGAGGAGUGCUCCUUCGUCUCAGACAAAGACGCCAGCUUGGCCUUCUUCGAUGACUGUGUGGACAAGCUCUACAGUGCAGACAAAGGAGGCAAGGUGGACAGCGAUAAGCCAGAUGAGACCAGGCUGAUAGAGAUUGACGAAUCACAGCGCAGCGAGCACACAGUCUUCAUCACACCCCCUGAACUACCCCAUCUGCCUGAUGGAGAGGAGCACCCACUCUGCUACAGCUAUGCAGGUUUCCCGGUGUUGAGUCUUGAUCUGUUUGACCCCAUGGAAGGCCUCCGACCCCCUGCCUCUCGGCUGGCUGCCCGACAGAGCUGCCCAACUAGCCCUGCACCCAUGUUCAGACGCACCAAACAGGAGAUCAAGUUGUCUCAGAAGUUAGCCAAGAGGUACUCCUCCAUCCCUCAGAUGUGGUCCAAGUGUCUGCUGUGCCACUGCUACGGCCUGUGGUUCAUCUGUCUGCCGUCCUACGUCAAGGUGUGCCACUCCAAGGUGCGGGCGCUGCGCACCGCCUACGACGUCCUCAGGAAGAUGCAGGACAAGAAACUACAGCCUCCCGACGAGGUCUGUUACAGGGUCUUGAUGCAGCUGUGUGGUCAGUACGGCCAGCCAGUCCUGGCGGUCAGAGUUCUGUUUGAGAUGAAGAAGGCUGGAGUCCAACCCAACGCCAUCACCUAUGGCUACUACAACAAGGCGGUGUUAGAGUCUACCUGGCCCUCCAGUACCAGAGGAGGUUACUUCAUGUGGAUGAAGCUGAGGAACGUGGUUAUGGGUGUGGCUCAGUUCAGACAGGCGCUACGCAAACAGCAGCCUCCAUCCACUCAGAGCCCUCUGUCAGAUGGCAGCGACCUGGACGCUGUGAGUCACGGCAGCCUGGAUAGCUCUGCCGACACAAACACGGCCGAGCAGGGCUCCUGCGCCCCUGACUCCAUCAAAGUAGACCCCACUGACGAUAGGCGUAGCACAGGUGAGCAGUCAGACCUGGGCUAUGACUCCCUCUCUAAAGAAGAGGUACGUAGAGGAGAGCCCAGCCCGCUGGACAGGGACAGCACCCAGGACAAGGACAACAAGAAGGAGAGUGACUGCAGCUCCUUGUCGGAGACAGAGAGUGCUAAGAGCAGUGGAGACUGUCUCCCUCAACAGGACUUCCCAGAGGUCAACGGUCCAUUCAAGCGGCAUAAUUCCGGCAUCGUCCGCGGCAACUGUCCCUAUGACGAUGCAGCCUGUGAGCCCAAGGGGUCAACCAGCACAGACCAUGUAGCAGGUCUCCUGUUGAGCUCCUCUCUGAAUGAGGUAGGUGUGGUUGAGACCAACAGUCUGAGGAGGAGACAUCUCAGUGCCCUUGAGGAGGGAGGUGGCAGUGGGAGUAGUGGUGGAGGAGGAGGAGGAGGAGGAGGCCAUGACUGGCAGGGUGUGCGAGGGUGCAGACUGAGUGGAGACAACAGGGUUGGUAGCAGUGGCACUCCAGUGUUGGGUCUGGGACUGCACCAGGGAGAGACUGACCCAGCCAGGAUAGCAGAGAACCUGGGGGCAGACACCAAGAUCCUCCAGGGGACCAGCUUCAGCCAGACCAACAGGCCGCGGUCGUUAGUCCUGGGAGGGUCAGAGGGGGCUGGAGCAACUGGGGGUAGAACCAGGCGCUGCAGACGUAGAGACAGCCCUGAAGACGGAGAGGAGAGGGACUGGAGUGACGAGGACCAGAAUGACAAGAAUAAUACAGACGCCAUCUUUGAUCUGGAGGACCUAGAUCUGGACGGACCAACCACAGAGAGCGUUGCUAAAACCAGCCAAUCACGGAAGAGGACAGUGGAACGCAGCGCCAGCUAUGGCGGUGUGGGUGUGGCCUCAGCCUGGCGGGGCACCGUUAAACGAACGGGGAUCGAGACAGGCUUCGACCCGCUGUCCCUCCUGGCGGCCGAGUCCAAGUCCCAGGGAGACAGAGAGGACGACCUGGAAGUAGAGAUGGAUGGGGUCGUGACCCCUACGGGCCGGCGCCAGGACCACCUGGCUAGGGAGAUAGAGAUGUACAUGAACCAUAUGGGUUCUCCGCUGAACAGCCGGACACCCAGUAUGGACCUCCAGGACCCCUCCAGCCCCCUGUUCCUCCACCCUCCUCCCCCACUUAUCACCACCCCGAGGCCCAGUCUCCCCCAUACCUCCCCUCUCAGGACAGGAGCAUUACCUCGCUCCAGGACCCACAACUCCCCCUCGCCCUCCCAGCCUGCCAGACAGAGGCUCUGGUCCUCACCCCCUGUCCCCACUCCACCCCCAGCCCACAGCCCAGCCCCUACCGGGAGAGGGAGAGACAGGGACCUGGGUUUGCUGUCCCCGUCUCUGUCCUCCUCCUCCUUCGCCCUGGACCAGCUCCUCACCCCCACCCUGGAUGUGUUGAAGAGCAGCAUGUUCUCGGCAGGGAAAGGUGUGGCGGAGAAGGCUAGCCGGUGGUACUCUCGCCUGGCCACCUCCUACACCGCGCCCACCAAGGAUGGUAACUGUGACCGUCUGAGUGUGUCCUCUCUGGGCAUGGACCCUGACUGCUCCUCCCUGUUGGAUGUGGAUGAGGAGGGCCUGGGGGACCCAGACGGCUCCAUCACCUCCCCUCAGAGAAAUGGCCCCGGGCCCCGUAGGAGCCCAAGGAGAAGCCCGUCCAGACGCAGUCCCCUGAGGAGCAGACUGGACAGUUCCACACACAGACAGACAGGCUUUCCUCCCCCAGACUGUUCUGAUCUGGGCUCGUCUCGCUACACCAGCAAUACCAGUGUCUUCCAGAACUACGCCAUGGAGCUGUUGAUCUCCAGCUGUUCUCGCUGUAAGACGUGUGACGGUCUGGUGUACGACGAGGAGAUCAUGGCAGGAUGGACGGCUGACGACUCCAACCUCAACACCACCUGUCCCUUCUGUGGGAACCCCUUCCUCCCCUUCCUGAAUGUAGAGAUCAGAGACCUGAGAGGACCUGGGAGGUUCUACCUGAAGAGCAGUCCGUCAGCGGACGAGGCUGUGUCAUCGUCCUACUCUGUGUCCACCGGUCUGGACACCGGGACGUCCACUCUGUCCACUCCCUGUCCCACUACUGUCCUGUCUCCUCUCUCACCCAGGAUCACUGUAGAGGGCUGCUCUGGUAACAGCAGGCUGUCGUCGUCCAGGGCCCAGGGUAUAGAGAUCCCUACAGAGCGGCGUCAGGGGGCCCUGUCCCCGGGGUCAGCUAUGGUGCGGAGUGUCAGUGCCUUUGACCCCAUGGAGGAACCAACUCCACUCAACCACAAUGUACCCACUUCAGGCAGCCUGCCCAGCCGACUCAACGAGGCCAGCGACCCCCUGAGUGUUGAUAUGGAGUGGCGUCUCCACCACCCAGAACCAGUCACAGUACCCUACCUGAGUCCCCUGGUGCUGUGGAAGGAGCUGGAGUCCCUGCUGGAGAACGAGGGAGACCCUGUUAUCACAGUGUCAGCCGUGGUGGACCACCAUCCUAUCAUCUACUGGAACCUGGUUUGGUCCUUCAGACGUCUGGACCUGCCCAGCAACCUGCCUGGACUCAUACUGACCUCAGAGCACUGUAACAGGGGAUCUACGGUCCCUCGCCACUGGAUGUCAGAGGACAGUAAACACGUGUUGAUCCAGAUCUUAUGGGACAACCUCAAGCUGCACCGGGAUCUCAUCCAGCCGUUCUACAUCCUG
This is a messenger RNA of Oncorhynchus masou masou (cherry salmon), 5040 nucleotides long. RefSeq names its product C-myc promoter-binding protein-like. Gene Ontology annotation, biological process: regulation of Rab protein signal transduction. Gene Ontology annotation, cellular component: cytoplasmic vesicle. The record is from RefSeq and is a predicted model, not a curated record. Gene Ontology annotation, molecular function: protein binding. NCBI's taxonomy places the organism in Eukaryota, Metazoa, Chordata, Actinopteri, Salmoniformes, Salmonidae.